Molecule: messenger RNA, 4513 nt
Organism: Scophthalmus maximus (turbot)
Lineage: Eukaryota; Metazoa; Chordata; Actinopteri; Pleuronectiformes; Scophthalmidae
Product: WD repeat-containing protein 49
Exons: 19
Coding region: 1270-4176 (968 amino acids)
Molecular function (GO): protein binding
Source: RefSeq, a predicted model, not a curated record
GGAUUUCAUCACAUCAGACUAAGUUAGAUCCUUUAAAAUGUCUUUGUCAGACAUGAUUUUCUAGCCAGGAAGCUGGAGGGAAGAGCUGUGUUUCUACUGCUUUGAGUGCUGUUAGGGAGAUUGUGAUUGUAACCCUUUUUGUCCUUCUUAGGAGUUUUUAGGCUAGGAUUGUAUUCUGUUUAUGUCGUCGUCGUCGACAGCUCUGUUGUUGUUUUGUUUUUGAAGUGGUUGGACGCAAGUGCAACCACAUAGUUUUUUCCGGGAUUGUGUUUUUAUAACUGUGAAUAGUAUUCUAAACAGCAGCUGAAAACUGGCAUCCCUGUGAAUUCUUUGGGGAAAAUACAUGUCAUAUUCAUUUUCACAAUGUACACUGUGCAGUUGAAUUAUGUGGAUGUCUGAGCCUGUUACAGUAGAGGCUACUGGUGUGUGUAUAUACCGUAGGCCUAAUAUUAGACCAGGUAAAAGGAAUGUCCCAGCAGACCUGACUCCACUGGGACUUGUGUACCUUCAUCAAACAUAGCUGGGCAGCUCAUGCUCACUGAAGUGGCAAAACUUCUGUGGUCUGCCUGACAAUAAUUAAACUGAAAAUUGGUUUAACAUGUCUGUGAGGCUACAAGAACAAGGCAAAGUGUCUUCACUUGUCUCCUUUACCAAUUUUUUUUUCAUUUAAAAUAUGUUUACACAGAACAUAGACUAAUUUAUGCUUUAACUUCUGCAUAGUCCUCAUUACCUCAGAGCAGCUGACCUGUCCUUGUGCAAAAGUUAGCGAGCUUUCCUCUCCUGGGUCUUGACUCCUUUGCCUCUUUAAAUGAUUAACCCACUGAGAGCUUGGCUCUGUCAUACCCCCAGCGGACUUGCAGUGAUUUUGGAAACUCCCAUGUCUCCACGGUCUUCUCUUCAGUGAUGUGUUGACUCUCCUUUUUCAGUGGGGUCAAACACUUGUGACGGGUGGCUUAUUGAUUCCUGGACAUUCCUUUCCUGUCUGGAUACAAGAAGCUUUGUUUGAGUAAAUUGGGUUUGCAUGACAAGACAGAGUGAGGGAUGGAAACAAAGGCUCUGCAUGUUUAGACUCACGGUGCACGGUGGUGAUGAUCUCAGGUUGGACGAAGCACUGCCGAGGGGAACAUCCAAGUGGCUGCUGCAUCUCUUUCUUUUUAUCACCACUUAAUGUUUGGAACUAAAGAACGUGAAAUACUGACUCUGGAUUACAUUUGGAUUCAAAAUUCAACGGAAAAAAGAUGGAGCAGUAUCUGUUGUUUGAAGAAUUGAAUGGGGAGUUCAGACUGUGAAGCUCAGGUUAUCAAUAUGGAUACCUUCAGAAACAAGAAAAAUCCUUGGGCACUUUAUGAGACAGAGGUGCCACACAGCAGAUUUUGCCAUCCCGCCAGUGGAGUCAGCCCUGCAGAGAAACUGAGCCCCGAGCACCUGAAGCUGCUGAGAAAUGCGUUCACCGCUCCAAAAGCUGGGGAGCAGACGCACGACGACAGGCUGCGUGGAAGGAGUAGAAAGAACCGAGGAGGAAAUGACGAGCGUGGAAUGAAGUUUGAAGAGUUCCGGGAGGUUCUGAGGACGGUGAUCAGUCCAGAUAUUGAGGACAAAUGGGUUGAGAGAUUUUUCAGUGAGGUAGAUAUCAGCUGUACAGGACAGGUGAGGUGGCAGCAGCUGUGUUCAUACCUGCUUCUGGAGUACACUGAAAGAGAGCGCGCCUCCAUCCCCACAGCUGCUCUCUUGGACUCGCAGUCCCAGAUCAGACACUGCGCUCACAACAAGCGAGAGCCAACAGUGCGUGUGGUUGCCGUCUCCCACCCUCCUCCACUCCGCUAUGUAAGUGUCAGUAAGGGGGGUCAAAUCACCGUCUGGAACAGCAGCCUACACAUCCUCAAAACUCUCGGGCUCGCUGGAGACCCAACAGAGGAAGUGGCCAACACAAGAAGGUUCAGAGGCUGGACCACUGAUGCGGUGUACAUGGGCAAUGUCCACAUGGUUGCCAUAGCAACCGACUCCAGGGAUCUGCACUUUGUCAAUGUCUCAACAGCCAGUGUAUUUGAGGAUGUCCACCUAUUUGGGUUCCGCAGUGUCCCCACUGCUCUUUGUUACUGGCAUGAUGUCAAGCGUCCAGAGCGUUCCCCUCUGCUGCUACUGGGGGAUGAAAAGGGAGGAGUCCACCUGAUGUGGUUCCUGGACCCCUCUAAAGGUCUAUUUAAGAAUCCCUCCAAAAAACAGAAUGGCCCGCACAGGAUCUUUUUCCCAGACCUAAGUGAACACAGCAAGAUGGUCUCCCACCGUUACAUCCCUAACGUCCACCAGGAACCAAUCAACAGAGUGAUGUUUGAGCCCAGUACGGACGUCAUCAUGACAUCAUCUGAAAGUGACACCAGCUCUGUGGUCUUUUUGAACGUGACUCUGAAGCGGGAGCCGUACGUUUGGAAAAUGAAUCAGGGGGCCAAAUGUUUUGACUACAGUACAUCUCUGCAGUUGAUGGUCACGGGAGGUUGUGACCGAGCAGUCAGACUGUGGACUCGGUUCGUGACCACACGUCCUGUAGCCACACUGCUCGGUCACUGCGCCACUAUAUUGGAUGUUGCAAUCUACUCACCCGUUGGGCAGAUCUUCAGUUACUCUAGAGAUGCUGAGUUGAGGGUUUGGGACAUUUCUACACAUCACUGUCUGAAAACUGUCCGUCUGCAGUUCCCAUGCCAGCAGCCAGGUCGAAUCCCAGAACAUGGCAACUUCCCUUUCCUGUUUCUGAGCCCUCCUCUUCCUGCAGAGACACAGCCUCAUUUAGUGGUGGGAUGCAAAGACUACCUGGCAGUUCUCUAUCUGGCGGAAACGAGAAGAGGACCGGGUGGAUGGUCGACGAAUGAAGACCGGGAAACUGGACCGGAAAUUGGUCCGACCCUCUCCUGUGCUCUGUACAACCCCACCCUGAGACAGGUGGUGACCGGAUAUGCGGACUCAUCUGUGUCUCUGUGGGAUGUAGAGACAGGAAGUAGGCGGCUUCAGAUCCUAAAUGCUCAUGGAGAAGAUGAACUCAUCUGUAUGACACUAGACUCCUCCCACAGAAGACUGAUCACUGGGGCUCGCAGCGGCACUAUUAAGGUGUGGAACCUACUGAAUGGCCUUAACCUGCACAAGCUGGAGCCUGUCACCAACUCUGAAGUAACCAGGUUGACCUGUCUCCAUGACAACAAGCUGCUGGCUGUGGGAUGGAGCCAGCGGAUCAUUCAGUAUGACAUUGGCGCAGCAAAGGACUUGUAUGUGAGGGCAGACAUGUCAUGGAAGUCGGCCGGUGUCCAUAAGUCAGAUAUCCUGGCUGUGUGUCAGUGCUCUGCUAUGGGGGUUGUUGCCACGGCGAGCCAUGAUGGAGAGAUCAUCAUCUGGAGGCUGGAGACACAAGGACCACUGCUUCACUUGGAGAGAAAGAGACAGGCAGGAGUGGUGCCCCCUGUGGACACCCUCUUGUUCCUGCAGCAUCGAGCUGCAAACAGAAAGCUGCGGAACAGAGGUGUCCUGGUGUCAUCGCAGGCUGGCUGUCUGUCCUUCUGGAGUAUCACUGGGCAGACACACACCUAUGGUCAGUUUUAUGCUCCAGAGCAGCCAGGCGUGCGUGUGCUGAGCCUGAGCUCAGAUCAACCUGCAAACACCAUCCUGGUCUCUGGAGACACGACGGGCUGGCUUCAGAUCUGGGAUAUUUCUCACUAUGCGCUGGACAUCCAACACGAAUCAGUUUGUGAACGGCCUGCUCUGCUACAGUGUUGGAAGGCGCAUGAGAGAGGAGUAGUGAGUGUGGAAGUCCUGGAGGUGGCUGACAGACUGUUUGUCCUCUCGGCCUCGGCCGACGGUUCUGCUGGACUGUGGACAGAGGACGGAGGUCACGUGGGAUCUCUUGGACAGGAGGUGAUGUGGAAUAUCACUGAUGCAGCUGCGCACCAGAGGGAGAUACAGAACAACCUGAGGGAAGAAACUGAUGAGGAGGGGAGGUGUGACGGCAGCAACUUCACACGUCAACGAACUUCACAGGAAGAAAGCGGUUGUGAAGCUUCAUCCGCCAGCCCAGCAGACCAGGAGCAACCUCAGCAACCCAUGUAUCUGUGUGAGGACUUCUGCCAGACGGCAGCUCCAUGUUGCGAGAGGGGCUGCCUGUUUGAUGACACGGAUCACAGCUAUCACUGUUGAUUGGCUGAGUCUGCCGCGUCAAACUCCGGUCCUGCAGCUUCUUCAUCCUCUCUCUGUCUUCUAUUUCCAACUGUGACCUUGUCCCCUUCGUCCUGUGCAUUGUGCUGCCAGACUGUGCAGUGGUGGCCCAGACAUUGGAAGAGGCUUUUCCUGUGGCUCUCAAUUCAGCUCACUGUUGUGGAAGAUGUUUUCCUGGAGGAAGAAUGUUAGAAAUGCCUUUUAUUUUUACUGCUUUGAAAACCACAUGCUACAUGUUGUAUGGGGGGAAAAAAUGUUGAAUUUGGAGUUUAAAAAUUCUUUCCUUCAUUUCUUUCCUCUUUUUUUACUUAUUGCUUUU